UAUAUCAUAGGCAGUAAGUAUGGAGAAUCUGUGAAAAGCCUUAACAAGGAAAAGUCAUAGCAGGAUCAAGAAGAUUUUUGGAGGACUUGAUAAUCUUUUGUACCCUAAGUGAUAUACGGGAGAUGGACCUCUCAUGUCCUAUUCUGUAGCAAUGUCGGCUAAAUCUAAGCAAGAUAUGAAAGGGCUCAGGGUUAUAAAGGUUGAAAACCCAUCUGCUCCACACAACUUUGAAGAUUUCUGGGGGUUUAAUUUUAUGAGGAUGUUGAGUGAUGGCAUUGUCACAAGUGGUGCUAACAUGAGAGUAGGAAGUCCUUACCCAGUCAGGUUUGAAAACUAUGAAUUCGAUGUCAAGCUUGAAGAUGGAACCCAUGCUUACUUAUGGGAUGGGAAGAAAGAGAUAGGAAUAAGGACAAGAUCAUCCACUACAAGAGAAGUGAUUGAUAGAUAUUUUUCUGAGAAAGAAGAAUUGAAUCAAUACUAUAAUUGGACAUUAUUUGUGAGUGAAGAAGAGCCGAAAGAUGAGAAAGCAGUCUUCUUGAAGGAAAAUGAAGCUCAUCAUAUUACUAACUAUCUUCAUAGUGAGCUUGAAUGCCAAAUAAUUUUAGUUGAAGCAGGACCAAAUACUGUUCAUAAAUAUUUUAGACAAGGUCUUGAAGUCAAAAAUCCUUCCGAUGUUCUUUAUGUUGCUGUUCAAUUUGGAGAAGUGCAGAAAGACGACUUAGUUUAUGGUAAAGAUGGAGCUAUUGAUUUUAUGGAUCCAUCCCACCAAGAUGUUGGCAGAUAUAAUCUCCUAAACGGCUACACCCAAUUAAUCUUAGAACACCAAACUACUUGAUGGUUCAAUGCAUCUCAACCAAACUAACAUUUUAGGCCAAGAUGCGCUUAAUGAAGACUCCAUGAACUCCCUGAAAGGGGUUGGGUAGAUCAUGAUACUAGCAAGCGCUUCAGGCAAAAUUUGAAAAACUUUGUCUCCAAAUUGACAAAUCAUGCAGAGUUUGAGUAGGAUCAUACCAAAAUUUUGGAUGAAUGCUAUAUACACUUUUAAAUUAAUCCUCAUUUUCUGAUGUUCUACUCCUAUCUGCACACUCUGA
Moneuplotes crassus is the source of this 1091-nucleotide messenger RNA. The record is from the annotation of a GenBank genome assembly. NCBI's taxonomy places the organism in Eukaryota, Ciliophora, Spirotrichea, Euplotida, Euplotidae.